UCUUUGAUUACAAUAAAGUAAAGAAAGUCAGCAAUGUAUAAAAGCAUGGGUUUUUACAAAAGAAAGGAAAGAAAAAAAAAAGACAACAAAUAAGACAAAUCCUUUCUUGGUUCAAUUUAUUUUGGUUUAUCAAAAGAAUGGCACAAGUACCCAAGUUUCAAAAAGCAUAUGUUUUGGAUCAUAAAACAUUGAAAUUAAAUCUAAUCGAAGAUUUACCAAUACCUGAGUUACAGCAUGGGCAGGCGCUUUUAAAGAUCAAAGCAGCUGGAUUAUGUCACUCAGAUUUGAACAUCAUAGGAGGAUUACCACCAUUUCAAGAGGAUUUUAUCUUGGGACAUGAGAUUUGUGGGGAGCUAGUCCAAUUUAGAAUUGACAAAGAUAAAGAGAUUAAAGAAAAUGAUAACAAAUUUAAACAAUAUGAGGAGGUUUUAAAUAGCAUUGGAAAAUUAUAUACUGUUUAUAAUGUUUCGCCAUGUCGAGACUGUUCAGUUUGCAAACAAGGCAACGAGGUUUCGUGUCCAGUCAAUCACUUGAAGCAUUAUGGAAUCGGAAGAGAUGGUGGAUAUUGUGAGUAUGCUAUAGUCGAGAUCAAAGAUUUAGUGUUAGUUCCAAAAGAAUUGCAAGAUAAACCAGAGAUCUGUGCAAUCGCUACAGAUGCAAUUCUAACACCAUACCAUGGAAUUAAAAAGUUGAAGAAAAUCGAUGAAAACCACAAAAUCUUACUCAUUGGUGUUGGUGGAUUGGGAUUGAAUGCAUUGCAAAUCAUCAAAUCCUUCAAUGGAUACGCCAUUUGCUGUGAUGUAAAAGAAAGCCAAAGAACUCGUGCAAAGGAAUUUGGAGCAGAUGAAGUUUAUGAAAAAUUGGACGAAACCAAUUCGUACCAGGUUGAUUCAGUUAUCGAUUUUGUGGGAAACGAUGAAACAGUCAAGCUCGCAUUAUCUCAUUUGAAGCCCAGUGGAAAAUUGUUGUUAGUUGGAAUUUCAAGCAAGGGAUUGAAAUUGGAACCAAGAACCAUCACAAGAAUGGUCUGGAAAGAGUUGGACAUUCAAACGACAUGUAUAGGCACUCAGCAAGAUCAAUUUGAGGUGUUGCAGCUAGUGGGUCAGGGAAAGGUUGUUCCUAAAUUUGAGGUUUUCUCGUUAUUUGAGGAUUUGCACAGCUGUUUGGAAGACAUGAAAACAGGAAAGCUCUUCGAUAGAGCUGUUCUUGUGCCAUAACCACCACUAACCACCACUAACCACCACCAAUAGACCACAUAGA
Messenger RNA from Ascoidea rubescens DSM 1968, 1260 nucleotides. RefSeq names its product zinc-binding dehydrogenase. The coding region runs from base 138 to 1217 and encodes 359 amino acids. The transcript has a single exon. The record is from RefSeq and is a predicted model, not a curated record. Lineage: Eukaryota; Fungi; Ascomycota; Saccharomycetes; Ascoideales; Ascoideaceae.